Camellia sinensis is the source of this 1149-nucleotide messenger RNA. RefSeq names its product thaumatin-like protein. The record is from RefSeq and is a predicted model, not a curated record. Lineage: Eukaryota; Viridiplantae; Streptophyta; Magnoliopsida; Ericales; Theaceae.
AAAAAUCAUAUUAACUAUAUAAACACAGCUUCUAUUGACACUGUCUUGCACCUCAUUGCAAUCGAUCAUCAGCACAAAGAUGCCCAAGUCAUUUGCAGCUUCUGUCAUCUUCCUGAUUUGGCAUCUUAUAUCAUCUGGGAAUUCAGUGGCAGAAGCAUGCACCAUUUAUGUGAGCAAUAAAUGCCCCUUCCCGAUAUGGCCCGCAACUGCCCCAAACAAAGGGCAACCAGUGAUAGCCAACGGAGGCUUCUACCUUCCACCAGGCCAAACAAAAACCAUCCAAGCCCCCGGGACAUGGAGCGGCCGCAUUUGGGCUAGAACAGGCUGCAACUUCAACUCCAACUCCAAAUCCAACUGGAAGCCCGCCUGUGAAACAGGCGACUGUAACCAACAAUUCGAGUGCAAGGGUGAAAUAGGCCUUCCUCCUGUCACACUUGUUGAAUUCUCCCUCCAGGUGGACAAGAAAAAACCAAGUUUCUAUGACGUGAGCUUGGUUGACGGAUACAAUCUCCCUGUUUCCGUCUCGACAAAGCGCCCGGAGACAAAAUGUAGUAUCGGAGGGUGCUUGAAAAAUUUGAAGAGCGUGUGCCCGGAGGAGCUGCAGGUAUUGAAUGAUCGCCGGGAAGUUGUAGCGUGCAAAAGCGCAUGCCUGGCUUUUGACCUUGACAAGUUUUGUUGCAGGAAUGAGUUUAGGAGCCCCCAGAAGUGCAAGCCGAGUGUGUACUCGAAGAUUUUUAAGGAUGCUUGUCCUAAUUAUUUUAGUUAUGCUUUUGAUUCGCCGUCACCGCUGGUGAACUGCCCGUCGGAUGAGUAUGUGGUAACGUUUUGCCCUUCGAAAUGGGGCACUGGGCACACAGAUGCAUGAGAGUUGCAAUUCCAAUUGCAAUGCCCCCUUCCUCUCGAGUAGAAAACACUUCAUUAUUAUAUCCUAUGAUGUGUAUCACUGACGAAUAAUAAGUUUACAUAUGGCAUAUGAACUCUACUUUCAAUGAACAACUUACCUAGUUAUAGAUACAUGAUAGGCAAAAUGGUAAAAAAGUAUUUGAUUGUAUUAAAUAUCAUUGUUACACUUUAUUUCGUCUUCUUCUUUUGUAUUUUAUCGUGCACUUCUCAAAUGAAAAUUAUAUGUAAGUUUGUCUUUAAAAUCAA